This is a messenger RNA of Sorghum bicolor (sorghum), 1515 nucleotides long. RefSeq lists its product as uncharacterized. NCBI's taxonomy places the organism in Eukaryota, Viridiplantae, Streptophyta, Magnoliopsida, Poales, Poaceae. The coding region runs from base 329 to 1315 and encodes 328 amino acids. The transcript is spliced from 5 exons. The record is from RefSeq and is a predicted model, not a curated record. Gene Ontology annotation, biological process: multicellular organism development.
CCCUAGCUCUCCCUUGGUUUGGCUUGCUCCCCAAUAGGAGAAAAGCGAGGAUUCAGAAUCCUCUUCUUCCUCCUCCCUUCCACGCCAUUUCUCUUCAGCUAGCUACCUUCUUGAUUCGCCUUCUUCCUUCUGACUCCUCCACAGACAUACAUACUAUCUUUUUUGCACUCAUCCUAGCAGCCGAGGUGCAGGAGGCCGGUGAUUGAGAUAUGAGAUGCACCGCACGAUGGAUGAGCUGUAGCUAGAGAUCGAUCCGUCGAUCGAGACAUGAUACGUACCACACGGUCGAGGUCAGUAGCAGCAGCAGGAGCAGCACGUUGUCGCCGCCAUGGUCCCAACAACUAGGAACAUGUUGCACCAUGACGGCAAGAGCAGCCGCGGCAGGUCGUGCUACCACCACCCCGGCCAGUACUACGUCGGCAUCGCCGCCCAAUUGGAGGCCUCGGCGGCGUCUGCGCGGCAGCAGGACCAGAGCAAGCCGUCAAGAUCCCCUCGGCUGCUGGCCAUGGCAGACGAUGACGAGCUGGACGCGGCGGCCGCCGGGCCUGGCACGAGCUCCCCGGGCCGCGCCGGCGCAGGAAACGAAGAAGGAGACUGGCUCCAGCUAGGCCUCGCCGCCGGCGCGGCGUCUUCGUCGUCCUCCGCCUCCUCCUCUUCCGGCGACAACAACAGCACGGAUCCGGAUCCGGCUCCGGCUCCAGCCCCGCCGGCUCCCAUGGAGCUUGACCUGUUCGCCUAUGACAAGCGGAGCGCGAGGAUGAGGCCGCCGUUGUUCCCGAUGCCGCUUAGGAGCUACCACCAGUCCUACGGCGGCGGCCGCGGACGGGAUCGACCCGCGGCAGCUAGCGGGUCCAUGUCGGCGCCGCCGUUCUUGCCGUUCAUGCCUCCGUUCAGGUGUUUCGGCGAUGCCAUAAGAGUCAUUAGCCCACCGCGACGAACCGAGACGCCCGGGCUGUGGCUGACGCUUCAGGCAGCUCCCAACCAAAUCAGAGAGCCUAUUUUGCCUCAGAUAGCAAAGAGCUACCUAAGAAUCAAGGACAGCAACAUGAAGGUGGAGGUGGUGAUGAAGUACUUGGCCGAGAAGCUAGGCAUCGCGCGGUCUCAUCAGGUGGAGCUUACAUGCAGAGGGCAGGUUCUUCCUCCCUUGCUGCUGGUGAAAUGCGUGAGGGAGACAAUCUGGUGCUCCACGGCGCUGAGGGAAGAAGAAGCCGACGACCUGACUUCGCGGCGCUCAUCAGCUGCUACUGACCAUGUCAUGACACUCUGUUACAGCACAAGUAGGAACACCAAGCUAGUAGCACCACUCAACCUGUAAUUAACUUUUAACUUAUUGGCCGACAAGUUCUUUGGUUUUUCUUUUUCUUUCUUUUCUUUUGUUUUUACCAAUGCAUGCAAUUCCCCUGCUGAUCUGAGAUUAACUGACUGUGAUGCAUGGCUAACUGAUGCGAUGAUGCAUGGACGUCCCGUGUUCUAAUUAACCGACCAAUACCAAACCCUCAUCGUUUGGUUUCCUUC